AUGGCCACUGAAAGGCACAGGAGGAAUUCUAUUGCAAGUCUCAAAUUGCCUGAUGGAAAAGUGAUAAAUGAUCAUGCUCAAAUGGAAGGAAUCAUCUGGAAUUGUUUUAAAAAUAGGAUGGGCACAUCAAGAGGCAUUGUCAUGGGCUUUCACCCCUCUGAUCUCAUCACCCCUGUGGAAGGCCUUGACAUUCUCACCAAACCUUUUGAAAAAGAUGAAAUAGACAAGGACUUUUAUGAGCUAGCUCAGGAAUUCUAUGAGGGUGGUGCUAUCAUGGAUAACAUUAAUGAUUCUUACAUUACUCUUGUACCUAAAAAGGUUGCACCUAAAGAGGAUGGAGAUUAUAGGCCUAUUUCUCUCACUAGUAUGGGCCUGAAGUUUCUUUCUAAAAUGGCAGCAAAUAGGAUUCAAGAGAUUCUUAGGCACAAAGGUUUUAAUGAGAAAUGGAUUCUCUGGAUGAAGCAGCUGCUAGGCACUGAUGAUACCUUAAUCAUCUUACCUGCUGACAGGAUUCAGCUCCUGGCCCUGAAAGAUAUGCUUCAAGUGUUUUCUCAGUCCACUGGCCUUGACGUCAACUAUCACAAAUCUUUCCUCAUCCCCAUAAAUGUUGAUCCUAUUGUGAUGAAUGAUCUUGCUGUUGCUUUUGGUUGCCAGAUAGGAAAGAUGCCUUUCACUUAUCUUGGGCUGCCAUUUGGCUGUUCCAGCUGGAAUCCUCAAGCAGUUAGAGAGAAUUCAGAGGCAGUGUUUGUGGAGAAAGAAUAG
Molecule: messenger RNA, 762 nt
Organism: Aegilops tauschii subsp. strangulata
Lineage: Eukaryota; Viridiplantae; Streptophyta; Magnoliopsida; Poales; Poaceae
Source: RefSeq, a predicted model, not a curated record